Molecule: messenger RNA, 22085 nt
Organism: Coregonus sp. 'balchen'
Lineage: Eukaryota; Metazoa; Chordata; Actinopteri; Salmoniformes; Salmonidae
Source: the annotation of a GenBank genome assembly
AUGCUCCAGGUAAAGCGUUCAAUGGGAUUAAGUCCCACACUGGGUAUUCAGGCUGUGAUAAAUGCAUCCAAGGAGGUGUCUUUGUUAAACAUAGAAUGACCUUUCCUGAGGUCAAUAGGCCACGUAGGACUAAUACUUCUUUCAUCAGCAUGUCAGAUGAGGAACAUCAUGUUGCAACUUCACCUUUAAAGGACACUUCUGUUGGCAUGGUUUCAGGCUUUCCCCAUGAUUACAUGCACCUAGUCUGUAUUGGGGUCAUGCGAAGACAGUUCGAUUUGUGGCUGGCUACAGGGCCCCUCCAUUGUCAAAUCUCUACAUGUCAAAGUGUACUCAUUGGCUUGAAAGAUUACAUUCCCAUAGACUUUGCAAGGAAACCUAGGGUAUUGUCAGAGAGGCUGAGAUGGAAGAGAGUUACAGCAGCAACAGAGUUACGCAGUUUUUGUUGUACACUGGUCCAGUGGUCCUCUGUGAUUUGUUGUCAGGCCCAGUGCACAACAAUUCCAUGCUGUUGUUUGUUUCCAUUUUCAUUCUCUCGAGUCCGACAUUGUGUCUUACCCUGAAUGACUUUGCCCACAGCCUACUUGUAUCAUUUGUGGAGCACGGUCUCCAGUAUGUGGUUUACAACAUUCAUGGGCUUACCCAUCUUUGUGAGGAUGUCAAGUUAAAUGGAAACCUGGACUUAAUAUCUGGGUUUCCAUUUGAGAACUACUUGGGGUAGAUUAAGAUAAGAACCCUAUACCCUCCUUUGUUGCAGGUAAUAUGCAGAUAUAUGCACAGAUUGAACACCACUGACUAAGUAUAAUAAUGUGUAGAAUAUAUAUAAUCCUAUUAAGAAUACUCUUCUAUCUGUUAAUGAGUAGUUAUGCCUACAAACAAAUAUCCCUGAUAACGCAUUUCAGAUAGUAAUGAGUGUAUAACGAGAUUGCUCUCUGUAUUGAAAUUUGCCUCAGGCAAAAAGGUUGGCAUGAUUGUAUUCCAAUGGUCCUCCACUGAUCCAUCAAGUAUUGUUAUAGUGAAAGCUAUCCUUUAUAUUUGUGUGACUUUGAGAAAUCUAAAGUACAUUUUAGUCAUUUAGCAGACACUCUUAUCCAGAGUGACUUACAGUUAGUGAGUGCAUUCUUUUUUUAUAUUUUUCAUACUGGCCCCCCGUGGGAAUCGAACCCACAACCCUGGCAUUGCAAACGCCAUGCUCUACCAACUGAGCUACAUAAUACUAAUGUCAACACUUGCUACAGUGGUCCCUAACAGUAAGCCAGGCCUGGAGUGCCACCCCAGUAUCCGUGCCCCCCUCUCUGGCCAGGCAGAGCCCAGCCGUUGUGUCUGAAGGAAUGGGUGGGUCUGCCUUGGGGUCUGAAGCCAAAGUGAGGAGGAUGUGGAGGGCCGUUAUAUCCUUUACCGGGCCCCAUCUUCUUCUGCUUGGGCACUGGAGGAUGCCACAAAGGGGAAGCUGGGUAGAUCACCUGGUAUGUGUGGCGAUUUUAGGGGAAGGUAGGGGGAGGGCAGGUUUCCCUGAGGCCACUAUCCUCAUCUGAGUCGCCCCCAGAGAAAUUCCUUCCCUCUGCCCACAGAGAGUAAGUACUCCGACAGGAAAUGAAAUAUGACAAAUCUUGUGCUAAUGAUAAUGUGUUUGUACUAGUUUGUGUACUCACAUCUGUGUGGUAAGUUGUGCUGUUGUUUUUGUUCACAGAAUUUCAGAGAAAGGUUAUCUUCCUCUUGACUGAAAUAAGGGAAAGGAUGAAGAACUGUGAGCGACGUGUCGCAAGUGCUGGAAAACCCCUCAUCCAGACCUGUGAGACCCUAGAGGACUUCAAAGCUGAAUUGUAGUUGUAAAGAUGAUUUUUCAAUGGGUAUUCAUUUACGUGCAUUAAGAAAGAGUUCUAAAUGGUAACAUCCCUUCACUGAUUACUUUCUCUCUAUCCAGACUCCCUCCCACUGCCACUGUCUACUGAUUUUUAAAAAUAAAAACAGAAACAACAUAAAAACAACACGACCACCACACCCGAUACACACCACAACAUGCCCACAACUGUCCUUGAACGUAUUAAAUAUACAGUGCCUUCAGAAAGUAUUCAUUCACCCCUUGACUUUUUCCACAUUUUGUGUGUUACAGCCUUCAUUUAAAUUGUUUACGUUUAGAUUUUUUUGUCACUGGCACCCACUCAAUACCACAUAAUGUCUAAAUGGAAUUAUGUUUUUCUAAAUGUUUUGAAAUUAAUUAAAAAUUAAAAGCUGAAAUGUCUUGAGUCAAUAAGUGUGCAACCCCUUAGUUAUGGCAAGCCUAAAUAAGUUCAGGAGUAAAAAUGUGCUUAACAAGUCCCAUAAUAAGUUGCAUGGACUCACUCUGUGUGCAAUAGUAGUGGUUAACAUGAUUUUUGAAUGACUACCUUAUCUCUGUACCGCACAUAUACAAUUAUCUGUAAGGAAUUUCAAACACAGAUUCAACCACAAAGACCAGGGAGGUUUUCCAAUUCCUCUCAAAGAAGGCCACCUAUUGGUAGAUGGGUAAAAACUUUAAAAGCAGACAUUGAAUAUCUCUUUGAGUAUGGUGAAGUUAUUAAUUACACUUUGGAUGGUGUAUCAAUACACCCAGUCACUACAAAAAUACAGGUGUCCUUCCUAACUCAGUUGCCGGAGAGGAAGGAAACAGUUACAGAGUUUAAUGGCUGUGAUAGGAGAAAACUGAGGAUGGAUCAACAACAUUGUAGUUUCUCCACAAUACUAACCUAAUUGACAGUGAAAAGAAGGAAGCCUGUUCGGAAUAAAAAUAUUCCAAAACAUGCAUCCUGUUUGCAAUAACGCACUAAAGUAAAACCGCAAAAGAUGAGGCAAAGAAAUUAACUUUAUACAAAGCAUUAUGUUUGGGGCAAAUCCAACACAACACAUCACUGACUACCACUCUUCAUAUUUUCAAGCAUGGUGGUGGCUGCAUCAUGUUAUGGGUGUGCUUGUCAUUGGCAAGGAUUAGAGAGGUUUUUUUUUAUAUAAAAAGAAACGGAAUAGAGCUAAGCACAUGCAAAAUCCUAGAGGAAAACCUGGUUCAAUUUUUGAAUGUUGAAUGUUCCUGAGUGGCCUAGUUACAGUUUUGAUUUAAAUCAGCUUGAAAAUCUAUGGCAAGACUUGAAAAAGGCUGUUUAGCAAUGAUCAACAACCAACUUGACAGAGCUUGAAGAAUUUUAAAAAUAAUAAUGUACAAAUAUGGAGUGUGAAUACUUAUGUAAAUGAGAUAUGUAAUUAUUUCAUUUUCAAUUCAUUUGCAAAAAUGCAUAAAAGCAUGUUUUCACUUCGUCAUUAUGGGGUAUUACCCAAUUGUCCACUUUGAUGACGUGGUGUGCCCAAUGAGGGGAGAGUGAGCACUCAUGUCUGGCAUACACACACACACACAACACACAUUCUCCAGUUUACCCACAAUUUGACACCUGCCGUCUUGAGUGUGUAUGUGGGUGUCACCACUCACGGCCGCCUAUAGCCUUUUGGUGGCCCUGAGCGAGAUUUGGAUGGGGGACCCUCCACCUUGAAGCAAAACAUUUUAGUUGCCCCCCUCUUGACGGUGGAGAGAACAUUUUUAGUUUUAAAGUCCAUUUCAUGCAAUUCCACACAUUUUGCCAUUGGGUGUAGAGAAACGUUGCAGGUUUUAAAGCAAGAUUUCUACAAUUCUACACAUUUUGUAUUUACUUAUGCCAUGUUAUUAUGAUAUCUGAGUAAGAGUGAAAGUAACAAAAUCAAUGGGGGCCUCCUGGAGGUCAGGGCCCCUGUGCACGUGCCCGGUCGGUAUUCAGCCAUGAUUACCACAAGUUUAGAUAGCUGGCUAGACUAACUACCAAGCCCCCCAAAAAGUGUAUUCAUGAAUUUUUACAAUAUAGUUCAGAUGUGCAGCAGAAUUUAUUAUCCCAUCAAGGUAUGCCACGGUUUAAAAAAGUUUAAGAACAACUGGACUUUACUACUCCCCCUCUCACUACUCCAUGUGGUUGUUGUCAUCCGAUCAAGAUGAUCCGAUCACUACCUGAUUGAGAUUUGUUAUGUCUACACAUGGUAAUAAAAUGUCUCUCUUAUCUGCCCAGAUCCCCUGGUCCCUCCUUGUAUGCAAAUAAAUCCAUCCUGCCAUGGACCUCCCGUUAUGAUACAAGAUGUAUAAAUCGACAGAAAACAGCACGCUUUUAUAGUCAAUAAUUUUAUACUUUCAUCAUUAAAGCCUGCUUUUAUUAUCUAACGAUUUAAGACUAGGCAUAAUAGGCUACUGUCCCGAUAAUCUCGACCUGAGUGUCCACAGCCAUACAAAUAAAUAUUCAGAGAAUCGCCAAAACAUGCGUUCUGUUUGCAAUAAGACACUAAGUAAAACUGCAAAAAAAUGUGGCAAAGAAAGGAACUUUAUGUUCUGAAUAAAAAGCAUUAUGUUUGAGGCAAAUCUAAAACAAGACAUCAUUCAGCACCACUCUUCAUAUUUUCAAGCAUGGUGGUGGCUGCAUCAUGUUAUGGGUAUGCUUGUCAUAGGCAAGGACUAGGGAGUUUUUUAGGAUACAAAGAAACUGCAAAAUCCUAGAGGAAAACCUGGUUCAGUCUGCAUUCCAACAGACACUGGGAGAUGAAUUCAACUUCCAGCAGGACAAUAACUUAAAACACAAUGCCAAAUAUACACUGGAGUUGCUUACCAAGAUGACAUUGAAUGUUCCUGAUUGGCCUAGUUACAGUUUUGACUUAAAUCCGCUUGAAAAUCUAUGGCAAGACUUAUAAAUGUCUGUCUAGUAAUGAUCAACAACCAACUUGACAGAGCUUGAAGAAUUUAAAAAAAUAUUGUACAAUCCAGGUGUUUAACAUGUAUUGACUCAGCUGUGUAAAUGAGAUAUUUCUGUAUUUCAUUUUCAAUAAAUUAGCUAACAUUUCUAGAAACAUGUUUUCACCUUGACAUUAUGGGGUACUGUGUGUUGGAAGAAAAUCGGUUUCAUCAAUUUUGAAUUCAGGCUGUAACACCACGUAGUUAUAUCUUUAUAUUUAUAUGUCCAUUUUUCAGGGAACUUGUGUGUAGAAGUGGGAGUCUGUAUCUGUGUAUGUUGGUGUUGGAGAGAAAUUGAACUAUAUCCCCAGGUUUCACUCCUCUAAUCCUGGCUGCUACAGCUGGUCAUGUUGGAGUGGUGGAGAUCCUGUUGGAUAAAGGAGGGGACAUCGAAGCCCAGUUUGAGAGAACCCAGUCUGAGAGAACCAGAAACACACUUCUCUACCUGGCCUGCUCUAUAGGAAGAUAAGAGGUGACUUGUUACUUUUUUUGGUAAAACACAGGGGUAUGUCCUUAGAGGAAAUUCCCCAAAGGUGUUUUGUGGAUCGACUCACCAGUGGUCCAUUCCUUCCAGGCGGUAAAGCUGUUGCUGCUGUGCGGGGCUAACAAGGAGCACAGUAAUGUUUCACACUACACACCUCUUAGCCUGGCCGCCUCAGGGGGCUACAUCAACAUCCUCCAAAACGCUGGUGCUGAAAUAAACUCCAGGUAUGACAGUUUAUCAAACCCUGAAACCCACGACCAUCCCUGUCAGUCACAAGGAUUUGUCCCACUCUUAACUGUGUGUAUAAUCACCCCUGUCCACGUUUCUCUCUCUCUUCCCGUCUGUUCCUCUCUCACUGUGUGUUUGUUUCCUUUCAGGACUAGAAGUACACUGGGUAUCUCUCCUCUGAUGCUGGCUGACAUGAACAAUCAAAUAGCUGCGGUCCAGCUGCUGCUGAACAUGGUCUCGGACAUCAUCACUCAGAUCGAGACCAACCGCAACACUGGCACUGAACCUGGCCUGCCAACGUGGAGUACUGCGCCAAGGUGAGAGCAGCCGCCAUCAGCUGAACCUGAUAUGUCAUGUUAUCUGGGCCAGAGUCAAAGACAUUCGGAAUGAGGUUUGGUGUCAGACAGUGCUUAAUUUGUAAAUCGGGAGGUGCCUGUACAAAAAGUGAACGCGAGAGGAGGGUGACCUGGGGCGCUCUGAGGUACUGAAAAAAAACAAAAAUCCUUUAUAAUAAAGCAUUGCAUGCAUAUCAUUACAUUUGCGUAAUGGCAUAGAGCAGUAGAGUAGAGGCACUUACAGAAGUUGCACACAUGGGCAAAAUGUUUUGUGGCCUUAUGGUCCGGGAAAUGUUUGGCCUUUUAUAAACGCAUUCCAUGCAAUUCUACGUCAUUUUACAUGACUGGAGACUUUAGCAUAAUGUUUUUUUAAUGCCGCGUUCAAAACAACUGGGAACUCGGAGCUGGAAAAUCUCCAACUUCCGACUUCAGUGUGUUCAAGACAACUGGCAAAUCGGGGAAAAAACUUUGUUUUUGAACGGUUAUCCAACUCGGAAUUCCAGUGGGGAACUCUGGGCCUCUUUCUAGAGCUCCGACUAUCCGAGCUUUAGGAAAUUAUAGUCCUAAAAAUGCUUUCCAGUUUCACUGACACACCGCUGAUGCGCAGCUCAGUAGCGUGUAUUCAUGGCUGCCAACGGACUUCCCCAUUUUGUUUUUACAAAAAGGGGACAAAAAAAAUCAUAAAAUAAUGUAUCUUUUGUCUGUCUGUGUUUCAUAAUUUUCCUUUAUUUUCACAAGAGGCUGAAUGUAUUUCACAGGAGAAAGCAUCCGAGCGAGCGAAACAACGCCCCUCUGUCUCUCUACGUGUAGGCCAUCUAUCUGAUACUGUCUGGUCCAAACGAGUAUGACAUUGUUGCCACCUGUAGCAUUGAAUGCAAGGUAGCAUUGAAUGCCAGCGAGCAUUUGGCCUCCCUUGAAAAAAUAAUUAAAAUUAUAAAAAAUUAGCCAAUCAGCAUUGAGCUAAACUGAGCGAGCUCAACUGUAAAUGGUCCUGGCAAAAAAAAUAAAGUGUCAAGGGAAGCCAGCUUGGAUUUGGCAUCUCCACUAUCAAAUCGCUUUGAGAGCAUACGUCAUUAACAGAAACAACUUGGAAUUGUUGCAUCUCGUUGUGUUGUUGUCCUCCGGUGGCCAGCCUAGCUAGCUAGCUAAAAGUGGCCCUUUCCUAAAUUGGCUAUGGAUGGAGAUAGGGAUUUGGACUUGUAUUUUUACUUAAUUCUCCGUACUGGCCAAUGAUUAUAAUGUUGAUUCUGAUCCAACCAUUCAUUCAUACCAUUGUUGUGCCCCUGGCCUGAAAAGGAUGGAAGUUCAAUAUGUGUACAGUAGCUACAGUUGAAGUCGGAAGUUUACAUACACUUAGGUUGGAGUCGUUAAAACUUGUUUUUCAACCACUCCACACAUUUCUUGUUAACAAACUAUAGUUUUGGCAAGUCAGUUAGGACAUCUACUUUGUGCAUGACACAAGUAAUUUUUCCAACAAAUGUUUACAGACAGAUUAUUUCACUUAUAAAUCAUUGUAUCACAAUUUCAGUGGGUCAGAAGUUUACAUACACUAAGUUGACUGUGCCUUUAAACAGCUUGGAAAAUUCCAGAAAAUGAUGUCAUGGCUUUAGAAGCUUCUGAUAGGCUAAUUGACAUCAUUUGAGUUAAUUGUUGGUGUACCUGUGGAGGUAUUUCAAGGCCUACCUUCAAACUCGUGCCUCUUUGCUUGACAUCAUGGGAAAAUCAAAAUAAAUCAACCAAGACCUCAGAAAAAAAUUGUAGACCUCCACAAGUCUGGUUCAUCCUUGGGAGCAAUUUCCAAACGCCUGAAGGUACCACGUUCAUCUGUACAAACAAUAGUACGCAAGUAUAAAUACCAUGGGAUCACGCAGCUGUCAUACCGCUCAGGAAGGAGACACAUUCUGUCUCCUAGAGAUGAACGUACUUUGGUGCGAAAAGUGCAAAUCAAUCCCAGAAGUCCUAUGUCGACAUAACCUGAAAGGCCGCUCAGCAAGGAAGAAGCCACUGCUCCAAAACCACCAUAAAAAAGCCAGACUACAGUUUUCAACUGCACAUGGGGACAAAGAUCGUACUUUUUGGUCUGAUGAACAAAAAUAGAAAUGUUUGGCCAUGAUGACCAUCAUUACGUUUGGAGGAAAAAGGGGGUUGCUUGCAAGACGAAGAACACCAUCCCAACCGUGAAGAACGGGUGUGGCAGCAUCAUGUUGUGGGGGUGCUUUGCAGCAGGAGGAACUGGUGCACUUCACAAAAUAGAUGGCAUCAUGAGGAAGGAAAAUUAUGUGGAUAUAUUGAAGCAACAUCUCAAGACAUCAGUCAGGAAGUUAAAGCUUGGUCGCAAAUGAGUCUUCCAAAUGGACAAUGACCCCAAGCAUACUUCCAAAGUUAUGGCAAAAUGGCUUAUGGACAACAAAGUCAAGGUAUUGGAGUGGCCAUCACAAAGCCCUGACCUCAAUCCUAUAGAAAAUCUGUGGGCAGAACUGAAAAAGCGUGUGCGAGCAAGGAGGCCUACAAACCUGACUCAGCUACACCAGCUCUGUCAGGAGGAAUGGGCCAAAAUUCACCCAUCUUAUUGUGGGAAGCUUGUGGAAGGCUGCCCAAAAUGUUUGACCAAAUACUAAUUAAUGCUACCAAAUACUAAUUGAGUGUAUGUAAACUUCUGACCCACUGGGAAUGUGAUGAAAGAAAUAAAAGCUGAAAUAAUAAAUCAUUCUAUCUACUAUUAUUCUGACAUUUCACAUUCUUAAAAUAAAGUGGUGAUCCUAACUGACCUAAAACAGGGAAUUUUUACUAGGAUUAAAUGUCAGGAAUUGUCAGUGUAGCUGUAGGUGGGUGUGGUGGUGGAAUCAGGCGCAGGACGCAGAACAUUAGUCCAAAAGACUUUAGUAGAUGCACAAAACACAAGCACGAAUAAACGCCCUGAGGCGAGAACUCCGCACGCAGGCGAAAACAAAUGGGCGCACUAAACAGGUGCGACAAAACACUCCAAACACUAUGGAGAACAGCUCAACUGAGCAAACAGUAGAAGUACUAGCCAACCGCACGACAGUAAAACAAACACACACAACACUUGACAAACACAACGAGAACUUAUAGGACACUAAUGACACUAAACGAUAACAGGUGUAACAACAAUCAGACAAAAGCAAACGAACAUAGAAACAUGCAACGGUGGCAGCUAGUAUUCCGGAGACGACGAACGCCGAAGCCUGCCCGAGCAAGGAAGAGAGGCAGCCUCGGCCGAAACUGUGACAGUACCCCCCCCCCCCUUGACGCGCGGCUCCAGACGUGCGCCGACUCCGGCCUCGGGGACGACCAGGAGGACGCGGAGCAGGGUGCGUCGGGUGCCCACGAUGGAAUUCCGUCAGGAGAGACGGGUCCAAAAUGUCUCUCCUCGGCACCCAGCACCGUUCCUCCGGGCCGUACCCCUCCCACUCCACUAGAUAUUGGAGACCCCCCAUCCGACGUCUCGAAUCCAAGAUGGACCGCACGGAGUACGCCGGUGCCCCCUCGAUGUCCAAUGGGGGCGGAGGAGUCUCCCUGAUCUCACUUUCUUGGAGUGGGCCAGCUACCACCGGCCUGAGAAGAGACACAUGGAACGAGGGGUUAAUACUUUUAUACUCAACAGGUAGUUGUAAUUUGUAACACACCUCGUUCAAUCUUCUCAGGACUUUAAAUGGCCCUACAAAACCGCCGACCCAGUUUCCGACAGGGCAGGCGGAAGGGCAGGUUUCUGGUAGAGAGCCAGACUCGAUCACCAGGUGCGUACACCGGUCCCCUCACUGCGGUGGAGAUCGGCGCUCGCCUUUUGACGACGGAGGGCCCGCUGCAGGUGGACGUGUGCAGCGUUCCAUGUCUCCUCCGAGCGCCGCACCCACUCAUCCACCGCAGGAGCCUCGAUCUGGCUCUGCUGCCAAGGUGCCAGAACCGGCUGGUAACCUAACACACAUUGGAAAGGGGUUAGGUUAGUGGAGGAAUGGCGUUGGGAAUUCUGGGCCAUUUCGGCCCAGGGAACGUACCUUGCCCACUCCUCCGGCCGGUCCUGGCAGUAUGUUCUAAGAAACCUACCCACAUCCUGGUUCACACGUUCCACCUGCCCAUUACUAUCCGGGUGGUAACCCGAGGUGAGGCUCACCGAGACCCCCAACCGCUCCAUAAAAGCUCUCCAGACUCUGGAGGUAAAUUGGGGACCUCGAUCAGACACAAUAUCCUCGGGUACCCCGUAGUUGCCGGAACACAUGGGUGAAUAGCGCUUCGGCGGUUUGCAGGGCAGUAGGAAGGCCCGGCAUAGGGAGCAAACGACAGGCCUUAGAAAACCGGUCCACAACGACCAGUAUAGUGGUAUUCCCCUGUGAAGGAGGAAGGUCAGUGAGGAAAUCCACCGAGAGGUGAGACCAUGGUCGUUGUGGAACGGGCAGGGGUAGUAACUUACCCCUAGGCAGAUGUCUAGGCGCCUUACACUGGGCGCACACCGAGCAGGAGGAAACAUAAACCCUCACAUCCCUCGCCAACGUGGGCCACCAGUACUUGGCACUAAGACAGUGCACUGUCCGGCCGAUACCAGGGUGUCCAGAGGAGGGUGACGUGUGAGCCCAAUAGAUCAAUCGAUCCCGAACCUCGAGCGGAACGUACUUCCGACCCUCCGGGCAAUGAGGUGGACUAGGGUCGGUGCGUAACGCCCCGCUCGAGUUCAGCAUCGACCUCCCACACUACCGGUGCCACCAGACAAGACUCCGGCAGUAUGGGAGUGGGCUCCACGGACCUCUCCUCCGCGUCAUACCGCCGAGACAGUGCGUCUGCCUUACCGUUCUGUGACCCAGGGAUGUACGUGAUCUUAAAUAUGAACCGGGUCAAAAACAUAUUCCACCUCGCCUGGCAAGGGUUCAGUCUCCUCGCUGCCCGGAUGUACUCCAGGUUACGGUGGUCCGUCAAAAUGAGGAAAGGGUGUUGAGCCCCCUCAAGCCAGUGCCUCCACACCUUUAGGGCCUGUACCACGGCUAACAGCUCCCUGUCCCCUACGUCAUAAUUUCGCUCCGCCGGACUGAGCUUCUUGGAAUAAAAAGCACAGGGGCGGAGUUUAGGUGGCGCGCCGGACCGUUGCGAAAUCACGGCUCCUAUACCGGCCUCUGACGCGUCCACCUCUACCUGAAAUGGUAAAGAGGGAUCCGGAUGCGCCAGCACCGGGCCCGAGGUAAACAGGUCCUUCAGCCUCCCAAACGUCCUGUCCGCCUCGGCUGACCACUGCAGACGCACCGGACCCCCCUUCAAAAGAGACGUUAUGGGAGCUGCCACCUGUCCAAAACCCCGGAUAAACCUCCGGUAGUAAUUCGCAAACCCCAAAAACUGCUGCACCUCCUUCACAGUGGUUGGCGUUUGCCAAUUACGCACGGCUGACACCCGGUCUACCUCCAUCUUCACCCCUGACGCAGACAACUGAUAACCCAAAAAGGAGACCGACUCCUGGAAAAACAGACACUUCUCUGCCUUGACAUACAGGUCGUGCUCCAACAGCCUCCGCAACACUCGGUGCACCAGGGCCACAUGCUCGACUCGGGUAGGCGAGUACACGAGAAUGUCAUCUAUGUACACGACCACCCCCUGCCCCUGCAUGUCCCUGAAGAUCUCAUCCACGAAUGAUUGGAAAACUGAAGGAGCGUUCAUCAACCCGUAUGGCAUGACAAGAUACUCGUAAUGGCCCGAGGUGGUACUAAAGGCUGUCUUCCAUUCAUCGCCCCCCCCCUAAUGCGCACCAAGUUGUACGCGCUCCUGAGAUCUAAUUUAGUGAAGAAACGCGCCCCGUGCAAUGACUCCGUUAUGGUCGCAAUCAGCGGGAGUGGAUAACUGUACUUCACCGUGAUCUGAUUGAGACCACGGUAAUCAAUGCACGGGCGUAACCCACCAUCCUUUUUCUUCACAAAAAAGAAACUCGAGGACGCAGGGGAAGUGGAGGGCCGUAUGUAUCCUUGUCUCAGAGAUUCGUCUAUGUAAGUCUCCAUAGCUCUCUUCUCCUCCUGAGACAGAGGAUACACAUGGCUCCGUGGGAGCGCAGCUCCUGCCUGGAGGUCUAUCGCACAAUCUCCCUGCCUAUGGGGAGGCAACUGCGUCGCCCUCGACUUACUGAACACAAUAGCCAAAUCCCCAUACUCAGGGGGAACGUGCAAUGCGGGCACCUGGUUUGGACUCUCCACCGAGGUAGCCCCUACGGAAACGCCUAAACAUCGACCCACACACUGGGCAGACCACUCCAUCAGAGCCCUCUCCUGCCACGAAAUAGACGGGUUAUGGGUACUCAACCAGGGCAUGCCCAGCACCACCGGAUACGCAGGCGAGUCGAUCAGAAAUAGCUGGAUCAUCUCCUGAUGACCGCCCUGCGUACACAUCCUAAGUGGCGCCGUGACCUCCCUGAUCAAGCCCGCACCCAACGGACGGCUAUCUAGGGCAUGAACGGGGAAGGGGACGUCAACAGGGAGAAGGGGAAUCCCUAAGGCUAAACAAAAUCUCUUAUCAACAAAAUUCCCAGCCGCGCCUGAAUCUACCAGCGCCUUAUGCUGGGAAUGAGGUGCGACCUGUGGAAAACGCACAGGUAUACAGAAGUGUGCAACAGAGAGCUCUGGGUGAGUGGGGGCGCCUACUCACCUGGAAGGGCUCCCCAGUGCGGGGCCUGUCGUCUUCUCCCCGAUGAGGCCAUCCCCAGCACCUAGCCGUGGUGUGUCCUCCCCGACCACAGUUGGUGCAGGAGAUGGACCCCCUCGUACUCCGACCCCUCCUCUCUCUAGCGCCAGCGCCCCCGAGCUCCAUGGGGCACGGCUCGGAGGCGCUGGAGGAUGAAAUGGACGGACCCCCCUCGGGACAUCCGCGGGUAGCUAGCAGGGUAUCCAGCCUGAUGGACAUGUCGACUAACUGGUCGAACGAGAGGCUGGUGUCCCGACAGGCCAGCUCCCUACGGACGUCCUCACGUAGACUACAGCGGUAGUCAUCAAUGAGGGCCCGCUCAUUCCACCCUGCAUCCGCCGCUAGAGUCCGGAAUUCCAACGCAAACUCCUGGGCACUCCUCCUCCCCUGCCGGAGGCAGAACAGACGCUCCCCCCGCCGCUUUCCCCUCCGGGGGAUGGUCAAACACCGCCCUGAAGCGGCGGGAGAACUCGGCGUACGUGAUGGUAGUAGCGUCUAUUCUCCUCCACUCAGCGUUGGCCCACUCUAACGCUUUGCCGGAAAGGCAGGAGAUCAGGGCGGACACGCUCUCGUGUCCCGAGGGCGCCGGGUGCACGGUGGCCAGGUAAAGCUCCACCUGAAGAAGGAAGCCCUGACACCCGGCAGCGGUCCCAUCAUAGGCCCUCGGGAGCGAGAGUUGAACUCCUCUGGGUUCCGGAGCGGGAAGGGGAUGACUUGCCGAUGGUGGGGGCAGGGAAGAUGGCGUUGGGGGUGUCCCUCGGGUCUCCCAGCGUUGGAGGGUGGUGAUCACCUCCUGCAGGGCGGACCCCAUCCACAGGAUCUGGUCAUUCUGCUCCCGGACUCUGUCCUCCAACGUCUCCUGUGCGGCUGCGGCUCCUGCUGAUUCCAUUCGAGCGGGUGUGUGUUUCUGUCAGUGUAGCUGUAGGUGGGUGUGGUGGUGGAAUCAGGCGCAGGACGCAGAACGUUAGUCCAAAAGACUUUAGUAGAUGCACAAAACACAAGCACGAAUAAACGCCCUGAGGCGAGAACUCCGCACGCAGGCGAAAACAAACGGGCGCACUAAACAGGUGCGACAAAACACUCCAAACACUAUGGAGAACAGCUCAACCGAGCAAACAGUAGAAGUACUAGCCAACCGCACGACAGUAAAACAAACACACACAACACUUGACAAACACAACGAGAACUUAUAGGACACUAAUGACACUAAAUGAUAACAGGUGUAACAACAAUCAGACAAAAGCAAACGAACAUAGAAACAUGCAACGGUGGCAGCUAGUAUUCCGGAGACGACGAACGCCGAAGCCUGCCCGAGCAAGGAAGAGAGGCAGCCUCGGCCGAAACCGUGACAGGAAUUAUGAAAAACUGAGUUUAAAUGUAUUUGGCUAAGGUGUAUGUAAACUUCCGACUUCAACUGUAAGGCUAAUGUUAACUUGCUAACGUUGCCCAUGAAUGGAAGUUAGGUUAGCGAGCAAACAUUUUAGCCAGGUAGCCUGUUGCAGGGGAAUUAACGAAGAGGCAACUCGAAUGAGCUUUUACAAUUAUUUUUCAGGCCACGAGAGGAACCAGAUCCGGCAAAAUAGGUUCCGGAACGAAACUGUCCAAAACAGAGAGCUGGCUCAAAUUAAGCACUGGUGUCAGACAGUGUGGUGUCUGUGUGGUGCAGUAUGUCACUGACCCAUACGUUCUCGCUCAGACUGGUCUGACUCCUCUCAUGGAGGCUGAGGUGGGGCACGUGUCUCCCGAGACACAUGCUCACCCUCGCUGCAGACAAGGGCCACUACUGUGAGCUCCUCAUCAACAGGUAAUUACUGCUACAAUCAACUUACAGUAUGAGAGUGAGAAUGCCAUUGCAGUCAGAAUAUCAUUCCUCUCCAGUCUCACUGCCCAGACCUGCGACUCCUCACUGAGUGAGUUAUUACAAUGUUACAGCCAGCAGUAUGUGUAGUUAGACAGUUGCGUCUAGCUAAAGUCCAAAUAAUUCACGUCUUCUCUCUCUCUUUUAGUCCCGUCGAUCUCAGAGCUGUGACCAACCCUCAUCUCCCGGGCCUAGUCCUACGACUCCUCUCUGAGUGAAUGUGUGUGCUGUUGUGGAUGGGACUCUGAUACCUACUCACUACCCUGUGAUUUGUUGCUUGAAUGGCUUUGAUCUGAGACUGUAGUUUAUAUAUAUUUUUUUGUGUGUGUAUUUGUAUAAGGGGACAAUGCUGUUGUGUAUGUGUGGCACAGGCCUCCCUACUCUCUAUAUUGAAUUUUGUUGUAUCAAUUGUAAUAAUAUUUUUCCAGUUUUUUCUAGUUUUUUUAAUCAAAAACAAUUCUGAGCAAGGAGUAAAUGUCUACUUGUUCAUUGUUUAAGGUUGUUAUUUACAGCUAUUUGUGGUUUUAUAUAGUAUAAUGCAACUGAAUUGAAAACUAUCAGGGGGGUGGCUAGGUAAUAUGAAUAUGAAUUUGAAUCGAGCAACUGCUGGGGGGAUUCUGGCAAGACACUGGCAGUGUCGGCUUAGUUCUGGCAGACGGGAUGGGCCGAUUCUGGGCAGUCAUUCAAUAUGACAUUGAACUGAGCCUGGCACCCGGAUUCAGGUUGAUUAAAUCAGUUCUGGCGCACCAGAAUAGGGUCAAGAUUGGGCUGAGUCCUCAUUGCUAGCUGGGGUGUAAUUUACUGUAGAUGAAACAGUCACAUUAGCCUACAGGGAAUAAAUAAAUAUUGGAUGCAGUAAUGGUUGUACUAGCUAACUCAUGUAUGACUACAACAGUGUACUAACGAGCAGCAACAAACCCAAGCCAACCCAAGGCUAUAGCAAAACAUGUCACAGUUGGUUACAUAGUGUAACGGCAUCACCGGCCUGAACCCAAUCUGGAACCAGUCAGUCUACAUCUGUAAAGCAUACAAUUAGCUUCCAAAUGAGAUUGCGUUAUUUCUCAAGCUAUGUAUAUAAUUGAGAGUUGAUGACAAUUGUUGAGCCUGUUUUUCUGUUAGACAAAGUGCACAGUUGUGUCCCAGACUGAUCUACUGGUCAUGCCGGGACCUACAAGAAGGAGCAAAGGUGCGUAUCAUAACAUGUCCAGCAAUGUGAUUGCAAUGGCUUAGGGACCUCCAAAAAUCAUUUAAUUCACUGUUCACUUGCUAUUUUCACAGCUUGUCAGGUAAGAGCUCAGACUAAAAGUGUGUCAUGUGACACAAGUACCUUUGUAGACUCCUCUGUUGUUGCCAGAGUCUCCCUCAACUCCUAUGAAAAGCACACGCCAUCAUGAGGCCUCUGAUAGUGACCCGAGUUACUGCCCUGAUGACACAGACGGCUUCAUCAACAACGACAGGUAAUGUGUGUUAUGUGAAAAGUUGUAUUCAAAAAUACCCAGCUUGAUAAACUAGUAGGCUAAUUCCCCAGCCAAGCAGAUACAGCUAGUAAGUGCAUUAGCAAAAAGCUUUGUCCUUUCUUUAGAACAAAAAGCAAUUUACCACUUUUCUUUGCAAAUGUAUUACAAAUAAAAAACUGAAAUAAAACAUUUACAUAAGUAUUCAGACCAUUUACUCAGUACAAUGUUGAAGCACCUUUGGCAGCAAUUACAGCCUCGAAUAUUAUUGGGUAUGACGCUAAAAGCUUGGCACACCUGUAUUUGGGGAGUUUCUUCCAUUCUUCUCUGCAGAUCCUCUCAAGCUCUGUCAGGUUGGAUGGGGAGCGUCACUGCACAGCUAUUUUCAGGUCUCUCCAGAGAUGUUUGAUCAGGUUCAAGUCCGGGCACUGGCUGGGCCACUCAAAGACAUUCAGAGACUUGUCCCGAAGCCACUCCUGCAUUGUCCUGGCUGUGUGCUUAGGGUCAUUGUCCUGUUGGAAGGUAAACCUUUGUUUUCAUCAAGGAUCUCUCUGUACUUUGCUCCGUUCAUCUUUCCCUCGAUCCUGACUAGUCUCCCAGUCCCUGCAGCUGAAAAACAUCCCCACAGCAUGAUGCUGCCACCACCAUGCUAAACCGUAGGGAUGGUGCCAGGUUUCCAGACGUGGUGCUUGGCAUUCAGGCUAAAGAGUUCAAUCUUGGUUUCAUCAGACCAGAGAAUCUUGUUUCUUAUUGGUCUGAGAUUCUUUUGAUGCCUUUUGGCAAACUCCAAGUGGGCUGUCAUGUGCCUUUUACUGAGGAGUGGCUUCCGUCUGGCCACUCUACCAUAAAGGCCUGAUUGGUGGAGUGCUGCAGAGAUGGUUGUCCUUCUGGAAGGUUCUCCCAUCUCCACAGAGGAACUCUGGAGCUCUGUCAGAGUGACCAUCGGGUUCUUGGUCACCUCCCUGACCAAGGCCCUUCUCCCCCAAUUGCUCAGUUUGACCGGGCGGCCAAGAGUCUUGAUGGUUCCAAACUUCUUCCAUUUAAGAAUGACGGAGGCCACUGUGUUCUUGGGGACCUUCAAUGCUGCAGACAUUUUUUGGUACCCUUCUCCAGAUCUGUGCCUCGACACAAUCCUGUCUCGGAGCUCUACGGAUAAUUCGUUCAACCUCAUGGUUUUUGCUCUGACAUGCACUGUCAAUUGUGGGACAUUAUAUAGAAAGGUGUGUCUUUCCAAAUCAUGUCCAAAAAUUUGAAUUUACCACAGGUGGACUCCAAUCAAGUUGUAGAAACAUCUCAAGGAUGAUCAAAGGAAACAGGAUGCACCUGAGCUAAUUUUCGAGUUUCAUAGCAAAGGGUCUGAAUACUUAUGUAAAUAAGGUAUUUCUGUUUUUUUAUUUAAUAAAUGUGCUAACAUUUCUAAAAACCUGUUUUCGCUUUGUCAUUAUGGGGUAUUGUCUGUAGCUUGAUGAGGAUUUUUAUUUUAUUUAAUUCAUUUUAGAAUAAUGCUGUAACGUUACAAAAUGUGUAAAAAGUGAAGCGGUCUGAAUAUUUCCUAAUGCACUGUACAUUUACAUUUGAGUCAUUUAGCAGACGCUCUUAUCCAGAGCGACUUACAGGAGCCAUUAGGAUUAAGUGUCAUGCUCAUGGGCACAUCGACAGAUUUUUCACCUAGUCGGCUGAAAAAUCUUAACUGCUAGGCUACCUGCCAUCAUAAGAUUGCCUGCUGCAGUUGUUCGAGAUGUCCAGUUUGCAGCCGAACAUGCAGCAUAGAGAAGACCAGCAAGGGGGCCCUAAUCUGCAUCAUGCAGACAUGCCCUUGCUGUGAGCAUUCCUAUGACUGGAACAGUCAGCCACAUGUUGGCAAGUAUCUGAAGUGAAAUAGAAUGGUGAACACAGUGAUCAGGUUGGUUCCACCAGGCUAAUUAUAACCACCAUUGAUAAUAUAAUCAGUGCUCUCUCUCUCUCUCUCUCUGUGUGUGUGUGUUUGUGUGUGACCGACCACUAUCUUUGAUGAGGACCCAGGAGCUGAUCUUUACUGCUAUGGGGCUCUGGCAAAGACCUCACCUCCAGCCUCACCUCUUGCCGGCUCACCAACGGUUGUCGAUUGGGAGAACAGAAUUAGGUUGGUGACUUGUUCAAAUUUCAACAUAGUAUCUGUUUGUGUGUUAUAGAUCACCUAUUCUAACUGCCAUUGGUAAUAGAACAGUGGCUAUGUGUGGACAGUGCCUUUAGAAAGUAUUCAUACCCCUUGAUUUAUUCCACAUUUUGUUGUGUUACAGCCUGAAUUAAUCAUUAAUUAAAUAGAUUUGUAAAAAUAUGUUUUUAGAAAUCUUUGCAAAUCUAUUGAAACUGAAAUACAGACAAAUCUAAUUUACAUAAGUAUUCACACCUCUGAGUCAAUACUUUAUACAAGCAACUUUGGCAUGAUUACAGCUGUGAGUCUUUCUGGGUAAGUCCCUAAGAGCUUUCCACACCAGGGUUGUGCAUCCUUUGCCCAUUAUUCUUUUCAAAAUUCUUCAAGCUCUGUCAAAUUGGUUGUUGAUCAGUGCUAAACAACCAUUUUCAGGUCUUGCCUUAGAUUUCCAAGUAGAUUUAAGUCAAAACUGUAGCUCGGCCAAUCAAGAAUAUUCACUGUCUUCUUGGUAAGCAACUCCAGUGUUGAUUUGGCCAUGUGUUUUAGGUUAUUGUCCUUGUACAAAACCCCUCCCACUCCCGACCUACCUGGAGGGGAGCCCUCGCCUCAUUGGUCGCCACACACCUCCAUCAAAGCUCGUUAAGAACAAUCAUGUCCAUCUGAACGAGGUGAGGCUACCCCUUUAAAUGCCCCACCUGCAGUCAUUUAGUCCUCUUUCAACCAAACUAGCACAGACCACUACAGGAACAUUAUUGACUGUGAAUAUUGCAUGAGUGUGGUGGCCAAGGUAUUUAGUUCGUAUUGUUAUGUAGAUAUAUAUUGUUUGAUUGUUGUGCAUAUACAGUGGGGAAAAAAAGUAUUUAGUCAGCCACCAAUUGUGCAAGUUAUCCCACUUAAAAAGAUGAGAGAGGCCUGUAAUUUUCAUCAUAGGUACACGUCAACUAUGACAGACAAAUUUAGAAUAUUUUUUCCAGAAAAUCACAUUGUAGGAUUUUUUAUGAAUUUAUUUGCAAAUUAUGGUGGAAAAUAAGUAUUUGGUCACCUACAAACAAGCAAGAUUUCUGGCUCUCACAGACCUGUAACUUCUUCUUUAAGAGGCUCCUCUGUCCUCCACUCGUUACCUGUAUUAGCACCUGUUUGAACGUGUUAUCAGUAUAAAAGACACCUGUCCACAACCUCAAACAGUCACACUCCAAACUCCACUAUGGCCAAGACCAAAGAGCUGUCAAAGGACACCAGAAACAAAAUUGUAGACCUGCACCAGGCUGGGAAGACUGAAUCUGCAAUAGGUAAGCAGCUUGGUUUGAAGAAAUCAACUGUGGGAGCAAUUAUUAGGAAAUGGAAGACAUACAAGACCACUGAUAAUCUCCAUCGAUCUGGGGCUCCACUCAAGAUCUCAACCCGUGGGGUCAAAAUGAUCACAAGAACGGUGAGCAAAAAUCCCAGAACCACACGGGGGGACCUAGUGAUUGACCUGCAGAGAGCUGGGACCAAAGUAACAAAGCCUACCAUCAGUAACACACUACGCCGCCAGGGACUCAAAUCCUGCAGUGCCAGAUGUGUCCCCCUGCUUAAGCCAGUACAUGUCCCGUCUGAAGUUUGCUAGAGUGCAUUUGGAUGAUCCAGAAGAGGAUUGGGAGAAUGUCAUAUGGUCAGAUGAAACCAAAAUAUAACUUUUUGGUAAAAACUCAACUUGUCGUGUUUGGAGGACAAAUAAUGCUGAGUUGCAUCCAAAGAACACCAUACCUACUGUGAAGCAUGGGGGUGGAAACAUCAUGCUUUGGGGCUGUUUUUCUGCAAAGGGAUCAGGACGACUGAUCCGUGUAAAGGAAAGAAUGAAUGGGGCCAUGUAUCAUGAGAUUUUGAGUAAAAACCUCCUUUCAUCAGCAAGGGUAUUGAAGAUGAAACGUGGCUGGGUCUUUCAGCAUGACAAUGACCCCAAACACACUGCCCGGGCAACGAAGGAGUGGCUUCGUAAGAAGCAUUUCAAGGUCCUGGAGUGGCCUAGCCAGUCUCCAGAUCUCAACCCUAUAGAAAAUCUUUGGAGGGAGUUGAAAGUCUGUGUUGCCCAGCGACAGCCCCAAAACAUCACUGCUCUAGAGGAGUUCUGCAUGGAGGAAUGGGCCAAAAUACCAGCAACAGCGUGUGAAAACCUUGUGAAGACUUACAGAAAACGUUUGACCUGUGUCAUUGCCAACAAAGGGUAUAUAGCAAAGUAUUGAGAAACUUUUGUUAUUGACCAAAUACUUAUUUUCCACCAUAAUUUGAAAAUAAAUUCAUUAAAAAUCCUACAAUGUGAUUUUCUGGAAAAAAAAUUCUCAAUUUGUCUGUCAUAGUUGACGUGUACCUAUGAUGAAAAUUACAGGCCUCUCUCAUCUUUUUAAGUGGGAGAACUUGCACAAUUGGUGGUUGACUAAAUACUUUUUUCCCCCACUGUAAGUGCACUUCCCUUAUUUGCCAAUUGUGUAACACUGUAGUGUUUGGAGUAUUUAUUUUCGGUGUGCCAUUUUUUUAUUUACCAUGUGCCACUGGUUUACCUUAACGUUGUGUUUCUGUCUGUACUUAGACCUUACCAUCUUUCAUCACCUGUCAGCUUUGACAUUUCUCAUAAUUUGAAGCCUACAAAAUACCAACAAACCUGUUACAAGAAAAGGUAAAUGGGCUACCCUCUCCUUGUAUUCUUGCAGAUAUACCCAUUACGUUACCUCCCACCCAGUGCUUAAUUUGUCAAUUGGGAGGUGCCGCAACAAAAUGUGAGCCCCAUAGGGGGGUGACCUGGGGGGCUCUGAGGUACCAGAACGCAUGAAAGAAAUGACUUUUUAUGAUAAAGUAUUGCAUACAUUAUUGCUUUUGCGUACCGGCAUAGAGCAGUGGAGUAGAUGCGCUUUCAGAAGUUGCAUACAUGGGGAAUAUUUUUAGUAGCCUAGGGUCCGGGAAAGAAUUGAUGUAGAAUUGCAUGAAAUGCAAUUCUACAUCAUUUGAGGUAACUGGGGACUUUAGCAGAAUCUUAAAUACCUCACAAAUGAUCAAAAUGACAGGCUAUACUUUGACACUGAGAAUCUGAGAUCAAUAAAAACGACCCUGUCUUGAAUCCAUCAAUAGCCUAGGUGUGUGGAGACAAAUAUUGUACAAUCUGAGGAGGAAAUUAUAGUCCUAAAGGCUUUCCAGUUUCACUGACUCACCCAAUGAUGCGCAGCUCACUCACCGGCGAUGGCCAACGCACUCGUGCCAAAAGUGCCAAAAGCUUAUCUCCGUCUUAUUUUACUUUGUAUAACAAUGCGGUUCGGUCUAUAGGUCUAUUUGUUAAUUGAUAACUUGGUAGCGUACAGACAGAUUAGUCUUCUCAUUUCAGCAGGAUCUGUGCUUUCCUGUGAUUGUAUUUAAAACAUCGCAAAAGGCCUGUUUUGGCUGACAGCAGUAAUUCUCUAACUUUGGCAAAUGUAUUUACAUUUAUCAGGGGUACCCGCAGCUAUAAUUCUAUAAGGAAAUACAUGAUUAAGUGCAACCCUGGAGAGAUGAGACUUGAAUGCUCAUUUCAAUCAGAGCAGGAAGAGUUCAUAGAAAGUGAAUCUCAUUCUAGUUCUUUGAGAUACAGGCGUGCUUCUCUCACCACAGCAAUGGUCACGCGUUGGUCUAUGUAGGCUGCAAUGUUGCGCAAACCAUAAACCCAGGCCAGGCCAGCCCAACACAAAUACAUUCUUAGAAUACCAGGCACUGUUUUCACAUUACGUUUUUUAGGGGGCAGCCAGGAGAAUUAAAGGAUCAACCUGCAAUAACUCUGACUGCUUUUAUUAGAGUUGUUACAUUGCAAACAGUGAAAAUAAAGUUUAAUGUCACGAGAGGUACCGGAUCCUGGCAAAUGGGUUCCUGAACGAAACAGUCCAAAACUGAGAGGUUCCCGAUCCUGUUCCGGCAGGAUCCGGCACUGCUCCCACCCAUUCUACUUCCCACACAGGGCAUCAAGGCCUCGCCCGAAACCCAGGUCCUAAAGGCCUCCACACAGGGCAUCAAGCCUCACCUGAACCCAGGCCAUCCCAGCCUCCCCAGAUGAUCGCGUAACCCUCCAGAGGCCAGUUCGCACAUCGAGUGGGGGUCCCAUGGAUCCCAUCCCAGCAGCCUACAGGCUCCACCAUUAUCCGCUACCUCACCACCUGA